AUGUUUGGAAACACAGGCUUGCCAUCAAUCUCCUCAAAUAUUGCAAGAGCGGACAAUGAACAAAGAACUUCCAAUACAACUUUUAACGUUCACCCAACAACUUACCUGAACCCCUCCAUUGCUAACAACACAGCCUUAAUAGCAAAUAAGUUGAACGGAAUUCAACACGACUUUAACGCUUCCGCUACGUCGUCUUCGUCCAACAACGAGUCCGCUUCUCCUAAUUCAGUUGCUUCAUACACCGACUCCUCUGUCCAGUCGCCCUCCGCCGCCCCGGAAAAACCAGAGUUUCCGUCUUUGAAGUUUCAUCCUAGGCAGACAACAACAACAGGUCCUCUUCUCUCCUCAGACCUACUAAAUGUUCAAGCCCACAAUCAGAAUCAGCAGUUCAACCACCCCACCCACCAAAACUUGUAUCCCUUGGAUGGAAAUGAUUUGAACGCUCCUUGGAACUCAUAUGACUCGCAGCGUCCCAGGGCAUCCUCUAUGAAUACUACUCCAUUUACAGUCCAAACCUCCUCGUUAAUGGCUACAGGGGUAGGAAAGAGAAAACCCCGCAAGCAGAAACUAGACGACUCAAAUGGGCCAUUCCAGUGCAAGUGGGAAGAAUGUCCUUUAGUUUUUGACGAUGCCAAGGUCUUAUACCAACAUCUAUGUGACUUCCAUGUGGGACGCAAGUGCAACAAGAACUUGUCUUUGAACUGUAAAUGGGACGGUUGUGACGUCUCCACUGUUAAGAGAGACCAUAUCACUUCUCACUUGAGAGUUCACGUUCCCUUAAAGCCUUUUGGUUGCAAUCUAUGUAACAAGAAAUUCAAGAGACCUCAAGAUCUUAAGAAACAUGUUAAGACCCAUGCUGAUGACAAUGAAUUGCAAGAAAUUACUCCUCCUACGGAAUAUAGUGUACAUCAUCAAAAGGUUCCUAUGAGUUUCCCAGAUUCUCGGAAGAGGGCAUUCAAUGAUGUUUUGUCCCAAAAUUUUGGUACAUUCUACGAGGAAAUCAAGAGAUCCAAGAUUCAACCCAUGUACAAUAGUGAUAUUGCUACCAAGCUGAACAGCUUAGGUAAUAUGAUUCCUACAAACCAACCUUUCCAACAACAACAGCAACACUUGCAACCAGGGCUGCCUUAUCACGGCCAUUCUGCUUACAACCAUUCUAAUCAUGGUUCGUUGCAGGAUCAGCACAUGUCUCUCCCAGUACCUCAAAGCUUUCCUCCUACCAACAAAGUUUCCAACAUUCCAACACAACACGAACUCUUUGAGGCUAAUAGUUUCUUUAAUCAAUUGUCGAAUACCAUGGAUCAUACAGCUCAUCACCAAGCUCACGUACAUCCUCAGCCUCUCGAGAAUGCUCAUGUUGAUGCUGAGAACUACAUUGAAGUUCAUGAUGAUCACCACCAUGCCGCCCACAAUCAAGCAUUGUAUCCAACUAUUAAUGUCCCUGGAGGAAACUAUUCUUCGUUCUACCCCCAGAUCAGUAACCGUUAUGAGACUAAUUCCAACUCAAAGAAUAGCAGUAUCAGUGUGAACCAGAAGUCAUCUGUAAAUACUCUUCGAAACUUGACAGGAUUGCUGGACAAACUUGACAUUAACGAGGCUAAUGGUUCUGAGAGUUCCUCAGAUGUUGAAGAUUCUGAACUAUCUACUACCUCCUCCGAUGAGGAAACCGAAGAUAUCAACAUCAACGAUUUCCUUAAACAUAGGCAGUUGGUACAGCUCAUUCAAGAGUACAUUCAAGAUGCUUUGAAGCAAUCCAAGGCUGUGGAACAAUCUGCUACUACGACUAUGAAAGAAGGCAGUUCUUUAUAUCCUACUAUUGUUGUUUGA
Messenger RNA from Komagataella phaffii GS115, 1827 nucleotides. RefSeq names its product Transcriptional repressor involved in response to pH and in cell wall construction. Bases 1 to 1827 code for a protein of 608 amino acids. Gene Ontology annotation, cellular component: nucleus. The transcript has a single exon. Lineage: Eukaryota; Fungi; Ascomycota; Pichiomycetes; Pichiales; Pichiaceae. The record is from RefSeq and is a predicted model, not a curated record. Gene Ontology annotation, biological process: positive regulation of transcription by RNA polymerase II.